Pleuronectes platessa (European plaice) is the source of this 2744-nucleotide messenger RNA. It is a transcript of the gene pnpla3, whose product is annotated as patatin-like phospholipase domain containing 3. The record is from RefSeq and is a predicted model, not a curated record. Gene Ontology annotation, cellular component: membrane; cytoplasm; lipid droplet. Lineage: Eukaryota; Metazoa; Chordata; Actinopteri; Pleuronectiformes; Pleuronectidae. Gene Ontology annotation, biological process: triglyceride catabolic process; lipid homeostasis; positive regulation of triglyceride catabolic process. The transcript is spliced from 9 exons. Bases 94 to 1521 code for a protein of 475 amino acids. Gene Ontology annotation, molecular function: triacylglycerol lipase activity.
CAGAGUCAGUGUGUUCCAGGUCCGUAGACUGUGCAUACACAGGGUCAGGUCACCGAGCGUACAAACAGCUCCGCUGCCGGGGCAUGCCCCGCCAUGUUCGACUUAGACAGCGGCUGGAACCUGUCUUUUGCGGGCUGCGGCUUCCUGGGAAUUUACCACAUCGGAGUGGCCAGUUGCUUGCUGGAGAAAGCACCCUACCUCAUAGAAGGGGCGACCAAACUGUACGGAGCGUCUGCCGGCGCUCUCACCGCCUCGGUGCUCGCCAGCCAGGCAUCCAUAACUAAAUGCUGUCAAGAUGUGAUUGAAGUAGCGAAGGAGGCCAGAAAGAGGAACCUGGGUCCCCUUCACCCAACCUUCAACCUGGUCAAGGUGAUAAAGUCAGGCCUGACUCGUGACCUACCCUCUGACGCUCAUGUCCGGGCCUCGGGGCGGCUGUGUGUUUCACUGACCAGAGUGUCUGACGGAGAAAAUGUGGUGAUAUCAGAGUUUAGCUCCAAAGAGGAACUCAUUCAGGCACUGAUUUGCAGCUGUUUCAUCCCCAUCUACUGUGGGCUGAUUCCUCCGUCUUACAGAGGAGUGCGGUAUGUGGAUGGUGGGAUCAGCGACAACCUGCCCCAGUCGGAGCUGAAAAACACCAUCACCAUCUCUCCAUUUUCUGGUGAGAGCGAUAUCUGUCCCCACGACGGCUCCACGAGCUUCCACGAGCUUCGUUUCACCAACACCAGCAUCCAAAUGAAUUUGGGCAACAUGUACCGUCUCAGCAGAGCUCUGUUUCCACCAGAACCCAAGGUUUUGGCUGAGAUGUGUCAAAGUGGUUACAAGGAUGCUCUACGAUUCCUUGAAGAGAACAACCUGCUGAUGUUAGAGCGUCCGACCCUUGGACUCACCCUGCCAGAGAGCCACUCCGAUUGCUGCUGCAAGCACACUGAAACAACCAAAGAGCGGGUGCUGCGGAGGCUCCACCUCCUGCGUAAACAACACUGGUGGUUGGAUGAGCAGAUUAUUCUGCCUACACACAUUAAGAAAGUCUUCUGCGAGGCCUGCAAAGAGAAGCCUGGUCUGUUUGCAAAGGUGUCGGAGAUGCUGCCAGUGAAAGUGGCCUCCUACAUGCUAAUGCCAUGCACACUUCCUGUACAGUCGGCCUACUCAGUGGCACAGAGGUUUGUGGAGUGGAUCCCAGAGGUGCCAUCUGAUGUGGGCUGGCUGUUUGGCGUUGCUGCUGAUGUGUACCGGCAGGCCCGGAAAGGAGAACCCGCCCGCUCCAUCAGUGAGCCAUGUCUGAGGAAAUGCUCGAGUGUUCAACCUCUACCUGCAGAGCACGACAAACCUACACAAAGAGACAAGCUGCCGGCUCUUUCCUCAUUAGACCUACAUGGCAACUACUGGGAAAUCCACGAAUCUACCUCCUCAUCCUCAUCCCCGAACGACCAGCAUCAUCCUCACAUCACCCCCACCUCUCCUAAACAAGUCUGCUUCUUUGUCAGCUCGCAGGAUGAAUCACACAACCAUGCACAGCAGUAAAAGACUCAGGGCUUUUAAUGGUUAUGUGAUGGAAUUCCCAUUCUGUGAGGAGCUGGAUAACUAAUGAUAGAUGUUGUGUGAAUGUUGUAAAGGAGACACACAUUUGUCAAAUUGUAUCUGAGCACUCCCAGAAGUACAAAGUUUAUUAUAUUUUUGUGAAAAUACAUUAAAAUUUACUCUGGAUAAUGGUUGUGUUUACCAGCCCUGAUGUUUGGGCCUGACUUAUGAAAAUACUAUUUGCUUUCAUCUUCUCCACACCCCAUGUGAAGAUGGUGCAGUAGAAACACUUAGACAGUCAGAUGUUUAGAACAAAGCAGGUCCUGAACAUUGACUGGUUAAACAUUCUGACUUUCUUUGUUUUUUUUCUUUAAAAGUAAAAUGAAAUGAAAUAUAAUAAAUCAAAUUUUAUUUGUAUAUCCCAUAUUCACAAAUCACAAUUUGUCUCAUAGGGCUUUAACAAGGUGUGACAUCCGCUGCCCUUAACCCAUGUGAGGGAUCCCUCUCCCAGGACAGACAGAAGUGCAAUAGAUAUAACUGUCACAGUCCUAAUUUUGAAGAUUUUUUAACUGAUAACUGAUCUUUUUUGCUUUGCAGUAACAUUGAGCCUAAUUUGGAAAGUGUGGUUCCCCUGUCCAUAACACAUAAAAUGGCUUGCAUAAGUGUUUUUGUUUAAAAUUUGCUCAAAGAUAGCAAUCACUCCUCUUUCCAGUGUAUCAUUUGUGUGUUUUUUAAUCAUUAUUUAAUCAUGUUCAUUUUUACAGUGGUGGGCUAUUUCCAAUUGCCAUGUGCUUUAAGUGGCGAAUACUCUGCUUCUGGCGGCCACACAGGAGGUCUGCAGGCCACAUUUCUAAACAUCAAUAUUCCCACACAGUUUUGACCAAAUUCUGUCUAUAUUAAUCUGACCAGUUAAGUUUUCUGGACAGUAUUCACUUGUUCGCAUGCUAAGCAUAUUUAGAUUCUGGUCAGCUAACCAGUACUUUACAUUACAGGUACCUUGAUGGUCAGUUUCACCUCCAGUAACGUGACUUGGAUAUCCUGGCUAAAUUGUAAAUUGUUGGCUUAUUAACCUGACCUACCAGACUAAGAUUACAGGUUCUCACAUUUCACUCUGACGGUAGCACAUCCACAUGUGCGAAUGGUCCAUCAGAAUUGAUGAAAAGGAUUUUAACAAAAGCAAAUCAAUUUCUAAUAUGAGACAAUAAAAGUGACCAUAAAAAACUAAA